Messenger RNA from Quercus lobata, 766 nucleotides. RefSeq lists its product as uncharacterized. The record is from RefSeq and is a predicted model, not a curated record. The coding region runs from base 118 to 738 and encodes 206 amino acids. NCBI's taxonomy places the organism in Eukaryota, Viridiplantae, Streptophyta, Magnoliopsida, Fagales, Fagaceae. The transcript is spliced from 2 exons.
ACCAAAUCAAUCCAAAAAUACAACACAAUCAAUCCAAACAAAAAAAUCUCAAACUUAGAAAAACCCAUCUCAAGCAAGUUGAACCCAGCAAGCCCACCUCAAGCAAACCUAGAUUCGAUGGCCACACUCCUCGCUGACAAGCUCUUCUCCGACGGAAAGCUUGUUCCACUACAGCUCUCGUCGGUCAAACCUCAAGUCAAUGACGCCACCAUUUUCGAGAUCAGGUCACCGAAGUCUCCAAAAACCCGCCGGAGACCCGAGAUCUCCAGCACCGGCCUGUACCUCUUCUCUCCCAAAGCUCCGAGAUGUUCUAGUUGUUGGAAAGACCUCGGCCUCAAAAAACUCUACCACAACUCAAACCCCAAACCCGACCCAGACCAGUGGGGUGGAUUGUUGGUUUGGUGUCUAAUCGGUGGUAGGGGUGGUAAGCGUGCACACUGUAUCAACCAACUAGAAGCUAAGAUUGCAAAUUUUCUUGGAGGAGAAGGCGCCGUGACAAAUGUCAAACAUCGCUUGCAUCAGCUCAUGCUCUCGAUUAGGACCGUGAGCUUGCCAACGACACCAUCAAAUUCAGAAAGUGAUGAGGAGGCCGGGAUGAAGACAAUGGUGAAGAUUGAGAGUUGUGACGAAAAGGGUUAUUCCAUUGUGAACAUAAAUUGCAAGGAUCGACCAAGACUCAUGUUUGAGAAACAAUGGUGGAGAGAUCCGGACACAAGGACGCUAAUUCCUUUCCCUUGAGCAAGAGAACUCAAAAUUCCAUGCUGUG